Cucumis melo (muskmelon) is the source of this 1049-nucleotide messenger RNA. Its product is annotated as expansin-A15. The transcript is spliced from 3 exons. Bases 69 to 803 code for a protein of 244 amino acids. Gene Ontology annotation, biological process: plant-type cell wall organization. NCBI's taxonomy places the organism in Eukaryota, Viridiplantae, Streptophyta, Magnoliopsida, Cucurbitales, Cucurbitaceae. Gene Ontology annotation, cellular component: extracellular region. The record is from RefSeq and is a predicted model, not a curated record.
CAUUUCCCCUGCCUACCUCUAAAAUCUAAAUCCCAAAUUCCUCCUUUCGCCAAAAAGAAGAAAAGGGAAUGAAGCUUCAUUUCCUGUUUUUAGUUCCCUUUCUCUCACUCCUCUCCUCCGCCGCCGCCUGGAUUAACGCUCACGCCACCUUCUACGGCGGCAGCGAUGCUUCCGGCACAAUGGGUGGAGCUUGUGGGUAUGGGAAUCUUUACGGUGAAGGAUACGGGAGCAACACUGCGGCAAUUAGCACUGCACUUUUCAACAAUGGGUUGAGUUGUGGGAGUUGUUAUGAGAUUAAGUGCGUUAACGAUCCUAAAUGGUGCCUACCUGGCUCUGUUUUGGUCACUGCCACUAACUUCUGUCCCCCUAAUAAUGCUCUUCCUAAUAACGCCGGUGGUUGGUGUAACCCUCCUCUCCACCACUUUGAUCUUUCCCAGUCUGUUUUUCUCCGUAUUGCCCAAUACCACGCCGGUAUCGUCCCCGUCCUCUAUCGCAGGGCUCCAUGUAAGAGGAAGGGAGGAGUACGGUUCACAAUAAACGGCCAUUCAUACUUCAACUUAGUGUUAAUAACCAACGUGGGAGGCGUAGGGGAUGUUCAUGCUGUGUCCGUAAGAGGCUCUAGCAGUGGGUGGCAACCAAUGUCCAGAAAUUGGGGUCAGAACUGGCAAAGCCAUACCUAUUUAGAUGCCCAGCCCCUCUCUUUCAAGCUCACUACUAGCGACGGCCGUACUCUUGUUUCCAAGAAUGUGGUUCCUGCUGGUUGGUCCUUUGGCCAGACCUUCAUCGGUUCCCAAUUUCGGUGAACAACCACCAAUGCCCAUGUUUUAAUUUCAAAGGCCUUUUUUGUCUGUUUGUCCGCCUUGGAAAUGAGACAAGUGGGCUGAGGUGGACUCCUUACCACCCGCCUCUCAAAUGUGUGAAUGUGUUUCUUAUGUUGGAUCUUGGAGGCAAAACUCCCGCCUUCUCCUCUUUCGACAAUUAUUUACGGUGUCAUUCAUUCCAUAAACAAUUGGUUAAAAAUUUUUAUAAAUAUCGAAAUUUAACUUUAA